Molecule: messenger RNA, 2979 nt
Organism: Oncorhynchus mykiss (rainbow trout)
Lineage: Eukaryota; Metazoa; Chordata; Actinopteri; Salmoniformes; Salmonidae
Source: RefSeq, a predicted model, not a curated record
AUUCUUCUCAAAGCAGACGGGGAGUAACUUCCAUUUUGAAGAGGUGGAGGGGGAGUGCCUGAAGGACCAGUUAUUGCCCGUCCCCAGCCGCUCAAGAGCUUUCUUGAAUGGACACCGGUCGCUGAAUUUGUUGAACGCACCGACUGACACAGGGGAGAGCGCGCGGGAUAGGCCUACCCAACUCAGGGCAUGCCGAUACAUCGCACGCCACGGCUCACUCGAUUUGGACUAAUUCAGAGAAAGUGGCUGCAGCUUCAACAACACAAUGCAAAGAACUGUAUCUUGGAAAUAAACACCAACAGGCAGUGACAGUAAACUAAACAAAAAAGUCUGUCUGUCCUAGAUAAUUCAACUUAUAUUUAUGGAGUUUCGAGCCAGGGAAAAUGCAUUUUGCUGUUUGUAAUUUGUCAUGCGUAAAAUCAUAAUUCGCUACUGAACCCAUCCCGGGACCGAUUUGGAUACCGCCUGCCUCUUAACAGUGUUAACGGGUCUCCUGCAUGUACUGGAAAAAUGAAGCUCUGUCCCCACACCCAGAGGAGAACAAAGUUUUAUUGGACAAUGUGUUCGUUGAUCAAUGUGUUCGUUGAUCAGAUGACAUAUAAUUUCAAAAUGUGCCUAUGGCUAUGGCUAUAGGCUAUCGACUCAUUACAAGGGAAUACUUAUUUGCUUGCGCUGCUCUCUGAAAUAUCCUAGCGGAUUGGUUUUUUGUUUUCCACGCUCCAGCCUAUGUUUAAUGACAAUUAUAUAGACAUUUCACAUUUGUGCUAGCGUAAUUUCGUUUAAACGAAGGCCAAAAUGGAUUCUGAAUCCCACCCAAACCCAGAUUUUUGGCACUCUUGAAUACGGUUAUAAUCACCAAGAGAGCUUCAAGUGGCCUAUCAUAAGCGAAGCCGAGACAAUCACGCUCCUUUAUGUUUCAAGUUAUGUACAUUGUCUCCUAUGAAUAGUGCGACGUUCAAGAGCCUCUUCACAUCCUAGUCUUGUGUACAGAAAUUCGAUUUUCGAUUACGGCUAUUAAAAUUAAAAUAUGCAAUUCUUCUGGUGGCGCGAUGCCUUCUCUGAUUGACAGUUGAAAUUGACACCCUGGCUGCCUCUAAUCUCGAGCAUUUGAAGCCAUCACUAAUUGCAGCUUGAGGUAUGGGCUGGUAGGGAUGCAUAGCCGAAAGCGCAAAGCAGAGCAGGGCGCAGAGCAGACUCCAGUCGCAGCUCCAGGCUUCAUCUACACCACUGUUUUUCCACAAACAGAAUAGCUUCAUAAUGUCUCACUCCGACGGGGAGCCUCACGAGGAUGUGAAAGUAGAGGCUCCUUUCCUGCCUAGUCCUCCGGUAACACCGUCUAUGUGCUCGCCUCCGACCCUGGCCUCCCCGAUUCCGGUUCGGUCUACCGGGAAAAACCAGUGUGCCAGCUGCGGCACAGAGAUCCAAGACAGAUACCUACUGAAGGUGAACAAUUUGAAUUGGCACGUGGGAUGUCUGGAGUGUUCAGUCUGCAGAGUAUCAUUACGUCAGCACAAUAGCUGCUACAUCAAAAACAAAGAAAUCUUUUGCAAAUUGGAUUAUUUCAGUAGGUUUGGCACCAAGUGUAGCCAGUGCGGGCGCCAGGUGUUUGCCACUGACUGGGUACGGCGGGCACGGGGCAGUGUGUACCACCUGGCCUGCUUCGCCUGCUACUCCUGUAAGAGGCAGCUGUCCACGGGGGAGGAGUUUGGUCUGGUGGAGGGCAGGGUGCUCUGUCGGGCCCACUAUGACACCAUGGUGGAGAACCUCCAGAGAGCGGCGGAGAACGGGACAGGUCUCACUUUAGAGGGAGCCUUGCCCUCUGAUCAGGAUGGCCAACCCAAACCAGCCAAGAGAGCACGCACUUCCUUCAGCGCUGAGCAGCUACAGGUGAUGCAGUCUCAGUUUUACCAAGACAACAACCCUGAUACCCAGACCUUACAGAAGCUGGCAGACAUGACAGGACUGAGCAGACGGGUCAUACAAGUUUGGUUUCAAAACUGCAGAGCAAGGCAUAAAAAGCAUCCUCCCCCCCAGCACAACGGUCACCUCCAGGGCACCCCUUACCCCCACUCUAGAUUGCCCCCCUCACUGCCAGACAACCUCUACUCCCCCUUCAGCAGUCCUGACAGACCACACCUGCUGGCUCUGCAUGGAUAUAUAGACAGUCAUCCCUUCUCAAUGCUGUCCUCCCCUAACCACCUCAUCCACCCAGGCAUGACCUUACCACAGUUGCCCAUCAGCCACUAAGUCAUACCCCUGAGACCACCUCCUCCACAAGCCGUCUCUCUCGCGGACCUUUCCAUCCCAAACCUCUGAGAACAGUUCAACAUCUGUCUCUUCCAUUUUACUACACAAGAGGACUUUUACCGUCUCCAUAGUAUGUCAAGGUGGAGAUAUCACACAUGGAUGGACGGUUUUUAUAAAGGCAGCUAGACUUUAGAUCGUCGUGGGAAAAACAUCCCAGUUCAAUACAAAUGUGGUAAUCAUCAGGACCAGAUUCCACCACCCAUUCCUUGACAGGGAAUGAGUUGGAUCUCCAGGACCAGGGUUAGGAACAGGAAGACUCUUCCAACAGAAAAUUUCAAUUCAAUCACUGCGGAUUCAGAUUUUUCAUUGUCUUAUUCAUCAACUUACAGUACUGAAGGUAUUUUAUUUUUCAAUUCCAUUGGUUUUAAAUAUGACUUUUUUUCUGUUACUCCGUCUGCUUGUUUUCCUGUAUAAAACCCUCCCAUGCAUGGACUACAUAUUUCUGUGUAAGGUGAGGAUGAAGACUCUUCUGAUCUUGUGUGUUUAGAGAGAGGCGGUCUUGUGUGUUCUAUUUACUUAUUUCGCUUGUGAAAUGGAAAGCUUGUGUCCAUUUAUUUAUUCAAAAAAGAUACUUCACCAAGAAGCACUUUUAAAAAUGCUUUCAAAUGAAAGAAAUCAUUUAUUGUAAAUUGUACAUAUUUUACCGAUGUAAUAAAAUGUGCCUAAAAGAGU